AAAUACGCUCAUGAUAAAAUCCCUAGUACUUGUAUACUGGGCUUUAUUAAAAGUAAUAAAAAAUUAUUUUUAUUUUUACAUAUACUGAUGAUUCAUUGAUAUACUGUCAAAUCGAUAACAAUAUUUUUCAUUUUUAUAACGACGACAAAGAUAAUACAUGACGCACAGGUGUUGUUAAUUAAACAAAUUUUGAAGGAUAAAUAUUUUUUAUUAUUUAAUUAGGAAAAUAUAUACUUGUUCUCUUUGAAAAUAAACAUAAUAAAUUGAGAAAUACGGUCUUGGGAUGUUGAAUUGAAUUACCAGAAUAUUGUAAUCUCUGAUAAACCGGCUUUUUUUUCAGCGAAAAACAGACGAAAAAGAUGUCAAACUGGCAGAGUCCACCCAAUGCUGGAUAUCCAGGUCAACAAGGUGGUUAUCCAUACCCACCACAAAAUCCUGGUUAUCCACCACCCGGAGGAAAUUUUAAUCAAUCAUAUCCACCACCAGGUCCAGGUUUUGUACCACCAGGAGGAGGUAAUUUUGGUCAAGGUCCAUUACCACCACAACCAGGAGUAAUACCACCAUCCGGCAUGUAUGGUUCAAGCUAUGCUGAAGAUCCCAAUCGGGAUGAAGUCAAAGGAUUUGAUUUCAAUGAAAAAAGUAUACGUUUGGGUUUCAUCAGAAAAGUUUAUUCACUUCUUAUGUGUCAAUUGUUAUUGACAUUUGGAAUUGUUUCACUAUUUGUUCUUCAUAAACCAACACAACAAUUUGGAAUGCGUAAUCCAGGUUUAAUUUGGGUUGCACUUGGUGUUACAAUUGUAACUCUUAUUUGUAUGGCAUGUUGUUCCAGUGUCAGACGUAAAGCACCAAUGAAUUUUAUUUUUCUAUUUAUCUUCACUGGUGCUGAAGGUUUUCUUAUUGGUGUUAUGACACUAAGAUAUUAUCCACAAGAGGUACUUCUUGCUCUUGGAAUAACAGCAGUUAUUUGUUUUUCAUUGACACUAUUUGCAUUCCAAACAAAGUGGGAUUUCACAGGAUUACAUACUGUUUUAUUCGUUUGUGCAAUUGGACUAAUGAUUUUUGGAUUUCUUACAAUAUUUUGGCAUGGAAAAACAACAACAAUUAUUUAUGGCUCAUUAGGAGCAAUAUUGUUUUCAUUUUAUCUUAUUUAUGAUACACAAAUGAUGAUGGGUGGUAAACACAAGUAUUCAAUAUCACCAGAAGAGUAUGUGUUUGCAACACUCAGUCUCUAUCUUGAUGUUAUCAAUAUUUUCCUUUAUAUUCUCACUAUUAUUGGAGCAUCUCGUGAUUAAAUUUAUAUUUACUUUUUCGUUUUUUAUUUUCGUUAAAAGCCAUGGUAUAUUUUUAACUAAAAAAUUAAAUCAUAAAUAUAUUGACAAUUUUCUAUCAAACAUCUAGUUUUCUAGACGGAAAAAGCAUCUAAAUUAACAAAAAAAAAAACAAAUUGUCAUACCGUGGCUAUUAUUAUUAUUUGUGUGUUGAAAAUAAAAGUUUUUUUUUUUUUUUCAUAUAAAUUGUAAGACUUGCAAAAAACAAAAAAUGCAUCGAAACAAAAUAUAAUAUUACAUUUAUUAUAAUGCUUAAGAUUAUUAAUUUUACACGUAAUUUUUAAAUAAUAAUAUUAAAUUUUUCGAUGCAAACUUUUUUUGUAAAAACAAUAAUAACUGAAGAAACAAAAAACAAAAAAAUCACCAAUUUUUUUUACAAUUAAUUCACAUUGAAAAUUAUGAUUGCUUUAAUUUAAUGUCAUUAUUGUUAGUUUAUUUAUGUGAUUAUUGCAGUGAUUAAUUUCAUAUAUUUCUGUUUCAUAUUUAGCUUUUUGAAUGAAGACAUAAUGAUUUAUGUUUUACCUUUUACCUUCAUGUUCAACAUAAUAAACGUUCCAAAUAAUGUCAGAGACAAACAAAUAUAAUAAAAUAUAUUUAUUUUCAUUAAAACAUAAAUAAAUCAUUUGAAUUAUUAUUUUAUUUUUGUCUCAUAAAUUAAUAAUAUAAAUAAAAAAAUGAGCUCUAUGUUAAUUUUAGAUUAUUGUUGCAUUGUGAACAUUUGAUAGUAAUUAUUAAUUAAUUAUUAUCGAAAUUGUAAAUGCCAUUUGGCUUGAAAUGUCAGUUUGAAGAAUCAAUCAAUACCUCUUUGUUGUUUAAUUAAAUAUACAUAAGUAAUAAUUCAGUCUACAAAAACAAAAUAAAUAAAUAUUCUAAUAAUUAA
Aphidius gifuensis is the source of this 2208-nucleotide messenger RNA. It is a transcript of the gene Lfg, whose product is annotated as protein lifeguard 2-like. Gene Ontology annotation, cellular component: membrane. The transcript has 5 exons. Lineage: Eukaryota; Metazoa; Arthropoda; Insecta; Hymenoptera; Braconidae. The record is from RefSeq and is a predicted model, not a curated record. Bases 360 to 1292 code for a protein of 310 amino acids.